This is a messenger RNA of Bursaphelenchus xylophilus (pine wood nematode), 2756 nucleotides long. The record is from the annotation of a GenBank genome assembly. NCBI's taxonomy places the organism in Eukaryota, Metazoa, Nematoda, Chromadorea, Rhabditida, Aphelenchoididae.
AUGAAGAAAAUCAGUGUUUUCGCGUAAGUCAAUUUAUAAUGUAAACGUGGUUAAGAGUCCAUCUUGCUUGCUCUAUUUCAAGGAAUAUUUUUUGUAGUUGUUCCGCGCCGCGCCCGGACUAAAAUUUGUUCUAACAAGGAAAGUACUUUUAUGGGGGCUCCUACUUUUUGACGGGACAUAUCUCAAAAAAUCAGAAAAAGUGUGCUGAUCAAGGAUAUAUAAAUCUUAGCUGCCCAUUUUAGGUUUUUACGCCCAAGCUUGGGAACUACAGUCAGUUUCAUCGUAUAAAGUGUAAAAUCGCAGGCUGCAGCAGUUUUGUAAGGGUAAGGCGUACGUAAAAAAGAAGGUACCUCACUAACUAAAUCCGCUAUCCGGGAAUUGAAAACGAUGAAUUGAGCCGGAUGCUAAGUUUGGGCUAAUUAUGACCAGUUUCCGCAGUUAUAAGGCAACUUUUACCUAUUUUCUUGCCCAACUAAAAAGUUCAAUUUCUCCUCCUUACCUUGUUUAUUAAUUUAGCUUCGUCCUGCUGUCGGCCGUGAACGCGGCCAAUAAUCGCCCGAUCAGCGAACGCUUCUACGAAGGCAGUCCCAGCGAUCCGGACACCCCAAUCUCCUGCGAUUCGGACUCGGUGGUGUCGACCUCGAGCGAAAAAUGUCUCACCUACUAUUUCAACUGCCUCAAGCACAACGGCAAGUACCUGGAGGUGGGCGAUUCGAGCGAGGGCCGCCUGAUUUUCUUCGAACAGAACGGCCACACACUCGAAGAGUAUUGGGACACCCUGGCUGCGCUGAUGUACUCGUGCCUCUUCUUUCCCGACAGACCCUAUAUCCUCAAGCAAAAAGGAACGGCGUAAGUAAAAAACAUUUUUUUUAGUGAAAGAUUUUUUGGCAAAAGUUGCGCCGAUUGGCCAAAAAAAUGUAGCCUUGGAAAACUGAAAGCCGCACGACCUGCGGAGGACAUUUUCACGUCAAACUGAGGAGUCCGGUGACCGGAAUAGACUCUUCGCUAUCGGUUUUUUACACUUCGUCUGGAUUUCGCAGAGAAAGAGAGAAAAAAGACACGCAAAAACGUACUCUCUCGCCCCAAAAAUUCCCCAUUUCUUCCCCGACAAAACGUUUUUUCGAAAACUUAUGACGCUUUUUUCGUCUUUACAGAGAAAAUGACACUACUGCUUAAGCAAAAUUGUAAAAUUCAGAAAAAAUUGAUAUGAUUUUCGAAACCAGCGCCAUGGAAAACCUCCCCCACCCCUCGCCGCCCUCCUCUUUUUUUUAGCGGACCUUUCCGCAGCGGGCCUUUCCGUACUCAAUCAAUUUUGCGAUAUUUUUGAGCGAUUUUUUAUGGAAUUUCACCGUUUUUUUUUUUGAUAAUUCUAGGAAAAUCCGAAGUUCCUUAUUAUUAAAAAACCUGCCGGACAGUUUUUUUUUAUUUUUGGCUCGCCUAGUAGAAGACUAGCCAGAGAUGAGGCGGCUAGGAGAUUGACCCUGGUCUAGAAAAGGCCCCUCCGUUCGUAUGUAUUCUCCAUUUCAGACAAUUAAUGUUUGUGGAUUGCAUGACCCUUCGCAAGAAGGCAACAAACAAUCUCGAUAAUACUAAACAACUCUGUCAAUUCAAUCGUCGUCCUCUCGCCAAUAUCAAGCAGGCAGAUGUGAUGGCGGCCAAACUGGCGGAGACAGGCAAGUAUUUGGAAAGAGUUCCGAAGAUUGGCCACCACCCCGGAAGAUGAAAAGUUUAUGCGAGCCGUUUUUUCUCAAUCACACUUUUUGCAGGGUCUAUCAUAACCUUGAAGACAACAGGCAGCGCAACGAACUACGGUUUGUUCCCCUUCGACAGGGACUUUUUUGACUCCGUUGGGGAAGGUGAGUAUAUCAAGACGACCAUCAGAGAGCGCGGAGGCUGCGCAUAUUCGACAGACGGAAUUGGAGUGGAUCAGAAGGAUCAAGACGUCAGGAAAGCUGCCGACAAAUUCUGCAGAUUCGGUGCUGAUGGGCAGUUGUAAGUUGUGGAAGAUUUCGACUUAAAAGUCGGAUUAUUAGGGAGACCUGGCCGGUCAAUUUGAGCCAUCUGAGCAGUAGCGUGCCAGAUCAAAACCUAUCAAUUUUGCACUAUAUUUUUUUGGCUAACUUUACAAUGGAAAUGCCUCAAAUUUUGAUGAAACCUGGCACAAAUUUAGAAUAUUUUUUUCUCAGGCAAAUGCGAGACUCCUAGUUCGCGAAACGACCGAAAUUUUUUAGUCGGAAAAUUCUAAAAAUUUCAUUUCAAAAUUUUGAGGUCUAUGCGACAUUUUUUGGCUUGUAUUUUGCUAAAAUUACCGAAAUUUUUAGAUUAAAGAAUUUUCAAAUUUUCAAAAUUUUUUUCCGAAUUUUACCAUCAAAAACUUCAUGCCUAUUUCUCCCGUAGAAGGUAAUAUUUACAUUUUACUUGAUAUAGCCAAAAAGUGUUGCCCUCUCACCGCUCUCCGCGUUCCGCGUACUCUCUCGGCCGCAAAGAUUGUUCCAUAUCUCGGCUGUCCGUGCAAAGCACGAGCUAAAAUUUCCAGUAAUUGCUAUGUGGCCUAUUCCCGAAAAGUGCGAAAAAUUGAGACAAAAUCUGACUGUCUCACUUGAGGGUACUUCCCUUUGUUGGUUAUUGACCGGUCAAGGUCCCACAUUUUUUAAUUCUCAUUUUUUAUUACACAUAUUUUUAGAUCAUGUCGUGCGAAUCAAGGAAUAAACGCCUACGAAUACAAUCUCAAGAAUAUGAACCCUAAUCCUAAGUAA